ACCCUUCUUCCCUAGGCUUUCUCUUUAUGAGCAGUUGGGCUAUAUUGCCUCAUGAAAAUCUCAAAAUAUUGUGGCAUUGUUGGUGUGAUAUGGGUCUGGGAAAGUAUACGACAAUCUGCACUAGCCACUAGUUUUGUUACUUGCCUUCUCCUUCCAUGGAAACAACAAAAGGACACUGACGUGAAUGAAUUUUGAAAAUAGUUUGAUGGGUUUCAUUUAGAAUAAACUGAAGUGCAACAGAUAUCUCCAUGAUACCCACAAACAAUGGGUUUCCUUAUAGACUAUGGCCUCUGAUGGAUUUUUAUGGCAUGGUUUGGUGAAGGGUUUUUCUUGCUAGGGGUGGCGCUUAAGAUCAAGGCCUUCAAGAGAGAACCCUCUUAUGAUUUUCCAUCGGGUUUCCCUUAGGUGGCCAUAGUUAUUGAAACAAAUACCCCACCUAAGAUUUUGCGUAAAUUCGUGGAUUAAAUUUUGGUGUUUCAUGAUAACAAGCUACAAAGUUAAUUAUGAAAGGUAAACGUCUAGCAAGUAGUAAAACUCAUGUUGUCAAGGAAGAGGAAGAGAAAGCAGCUGAUCAAUUGAGGGGAAAGGCCAUGCCUGGGGAUUUAAUAUGGGUCAGGCUCCGUGGGUUAUCAUGGUGGCCAGCUCAGGUUGUUAAUGAGAAUGCUGUGAGUAGAAGCAAUAAACCUGGUAAUAGAUCAGAGGAUGAAGUUCUUGUUCGUGUGUAUGGAACCUAUAACUACUUGUAUGUGGAUCCAGUGAAAUGUCGUUCUGAAUUUGAGAAUAUACUCAAGCAGAAUAAUGGUAGUUACAGAGAAAUAUUUCAGAAGGCUCUGGAGCAGGAUCUUCCUAGUGCUAAGUGUGGUAGAUCGAAGGGGCGAGGAUCCAAAUCCAAAGAAAGUGCUGAGGAAGUGGAAAGCAAAACCUUUAAAGAGAAUGGGGAACUGAAGAAACUCAAACUGAAGAGGCCAAGUGCCAAGUGGGAAGCAAAAUGCAAAACCUCUAAGCAAAAUGGGGUGCAGAAGGAACCAAAGCCAACUAGCCUGAGCAAUGAAGAUGAUACAAAAUGCAGAACCUCUCAGCAUAGUGGGGUGCAAAAGAAACACAAUACAAAUAGCUUAAGCACUGAUGCUAAAAAAGAAGCAAAAAGCAAAACUGUUGAGGAUGCAGGGUUGCAGAAAAAACUUGUGCCAAAUAGCCCAAGUGCACGCAAGGAAGCGAAAGGAAAAACUCCUAAGCGAGAUGUGGUGCAGAAGAAACUUGAGUUGAUUGAUGCAAAAGAGCAAAGCAAUACCCCUACGCAAGAUGGUGUACUGCAAAAAAAACGCAGGCCAAGUAGCCAAUGCUAUGAGGAGGCAUCAGAAAGCAAAACCUUGAAACAAGAUGGGGCACAAAAGAAACUCAAGCUAAAUAGCCCAAGCACUGAGAAGGAAGCAAAAAGGAAAACCUCUAAAAAGGAUGACAUGCUGAAGAAGCUCAAUUCGAAUAGCCCAUGCACGGCAACAUCUUCAACAAGGAAGACUAGUGAAAAAAUAUCUUCAAGGAAGUCUCACAUACUCAAUGCACGGAGAAUGAGAGUUAUGCGGAGCCUUGGUCUCACUGCUCCUUCUGGAUCUCCAUUUGAUAGAAAUGGACAUACUUAGCUUAGCUAGGUAUCUUUUAAAAUCCUCAGAAAAUUUUCUGUUCAGUGGCAUGGUAUAGGUCCACUAAUUUUUGCAAGUUUCAUCAUUGUGUGACUAGUGAGAAUUUUUUGUUUAUACCCAGUUUGAAUACAUGGUCAUUGGACUUAUGCUCCUUGCCUUUUUUCUUGUCCUGUGCAAGGCUUGCACAUAAGGUUUGUGAAGGCCAUGUUAAUCUUAACUCAAUAUGAAUUGAAAUAUCCCAUCUGGAUGUUGGGUCUGGAUUCUGUGAAUUGAACUAUGUGUUGUUACCUUUUUGUUAGACUUUGUGAAGGCAAUGUUAAUCUUAACCCAAUAUGGGUACUUUCUUUCA
Molecule: messenger RNA, 1989 nt
Organism: Vitis riparia (riverbank grape)
Lineage: Eukaryota; Viridiplantae; Streptophyta; Magnoliopsida; Vitales; Vitaceae
Product: hepatoma-derived growth factor-related protein 2-like
Exons: 8
Coding region: 504-1640 (378 amino acids)
Source: RefSeq, a predicted model, not a curated record